AUGGAUGACAUCACCUCGCCCGAACACUGCUCUGUUCAGGGAGCUGACCAAACUCAAAAAGCGCUACCAGAAUCUCUGAUAUACAGGCUGCCAAACGAGCUACUCGUAGAGUGCGCAGCUGCUCUGACAGAGGUCGCAGACAUAUGUGCUCUCAGGUUGACUUGUCGACGCUUCGCCGCAGUUGGUGCCACGAGAUUCACCACGUUCUUCAAGGAUCUAUGCAUCGACCCGACGCCACGCUCUUUGAGCAGGUUCCAAUAUAUCUGUCAGCAUGCUAUUUACAGUAAAGGCAUCGAGGCCGUGCACUACUUCAACAUCACCUGCCGACCAGAAGUCCAGGACUUGGAGAGAUGGCGGCGCUUACGGAGAAUCGAACAAAUUGUGAACAUGCACAAGUUGCCGCCGUCGGCGGUCCAGAAUGCACAUCAGGACCACCGAAGGCGCCGUCAACAGAAAAGGCAGAUCCUGGACUCUGGACUCGACAUCGCCAAGUUAAGGACAUGUCUCCCACUAUUGCCCAAACUUAGCCGCCUAGUCAACAACCCUAGUGAAGAAGGCGAUGCGUCUUUCUUGAACUUCCCACUUGCUUUCAAGUACCACGAUUCGCAUGCGGCCACUGAAGCGGCCUGGAAGGCACGCGCGCAACUCAGUCUGGAAACGCAAGUCUCGGGCCAACUCUACAUCGCGGAUGUGGAUAUGAAUUUCACGCGUGCAGCACUAAGCCAAGUCUUGAAAGUCAUGCCGUCGAUGUCGUGCUGGCAGCAGCCGGUGGAACUUGAAAUAUAUCUGCACAAAAACUUGGUCGAUGACCGCGCGUUUGGGACCAUGCUUCAUGGCGAUGUCUUUCAACGUAGCAUGCGCUGCAUCAAACACCUUUCCAUCGGCGUUAUGGAAGGAGACAUGGACGACGUCACUGGCCAUCGUGACAUGGCAGCAAUCCUGUACCGGAUCUUGGACUGUGCGAAGAAUCUGGAGCGCCUGGUCCUGAAUACAUCGUACCUUGACACUUGCCAGAAAGUGCUCACGACCUGCUAUCUGCCCAAGCUACGCAACUUCAGCAUGCUUAACUCAGCCGUCUUCUGCCCUCGAGGACAUUUCAUGAACGAGGUCUGGAACCACUGCUCGCCAGUCACCACUGUGAAGUUCCUCUUACGGCACAAAGACACUCUGUCCCACGUCGCUCUCAGGCAAUGGGCGGUGGUGCCGGUCGCAGGGGUUUUGACAGAAGGCCGCACCACCGCGGCCCCAGGAGUCAUCAACUUCAUGCAAAAAGUGCUGAUGGCAAAGUUGCAUCAAAUGCAGACGUGUAAUCUGAGAGUCAACUUACCGUCCAGCGAUGAUGGUAUGUGGGCGUUUCAUGAAGACGACAUGGGCUCUAUCCUUCUGUACGGGUCUUCUGACGUAUAUCUUCGACUGCUUCGCAGCAUUCGAGCUUCACCGCACGGGCGGUUUCGACCGACACCAAUAGGAAGAGCUGUUACAGCCAACUGCAUUGACUUGGGGUUCGAGAGAGCUUUCGACAAUCAGAGAACCACUCCGAAAGAAGCCGACGCCCAAAGUCGCAAAGGCGAUAGUGAAGCUCCGGCAUGGCCAAUUGGCCGAAGGACAGGUGACUUCACGGGCCUUGUUAAUAAUCUGCUUUGA
Molecule: messenger RNA, 1644 nt
Organism: Fulvia fulva
Lineage: Eukaryota; Fungi; Ascomycota; Dothideomycetes; Mycosphaerellales; Mycosphaerellaceae
Exons: 2
Coding region: 1-1644 (547 amino acids)
Source: RefSeq, a predicted model, not a curated record